CCUAAAACUAUCAGAAGAGGUUUGUUUUACUUUCUCUUCCUCUGUAACUGAUAAAAUUUUCCCCGAAGCAUUGAUAGUUAACACUGCUCAUUGGAUUUUCCAAAGUGGAUAGAAACAUGGUUUGACUACCUCAAAAAACUAACAUGUUUGAAAUGAAAAAGGGUAAAAUAACUUGAUUCACCACAAAAGAUGCGACAACGUGUAUGCGAGCUAAAUAUAGAAAAACGAGCAUGAAGGAGGAAGUGUAUACCACAACUGUGGCUAACACCGCUACAACAACGCGCUUCACUUUUCAUCUCCAUGCAUCUCUAACAUCCCCAUCAGAUUCACUCCUUCAUUCACACCCUCCGCAGAGUCACGUAGAUUCACAUAUCAACAUCAAACACACGUAGCAACAUGCAAGCGUGGAUAUUCAGAUCCUCCCAACCUUCCCACAAGAAGAAAUACCCUUCCAACCCCAACUCCCGCCUUCUCACGCUCCUCGCUGCCACACUCGCCACCACUAUCUUCCUCCUCUUCAUUUUCCGCCACACCCUCAUCGACCCCAACAAACUCUGCAUCUACACCGCCAAACCCGUCCGCCUCACCAACUCGGAGUCCGCCAUCGCCGCCGAGUUCGACGCCACACCCCUCACGCUCGUCACCAUCCUCCACUACGCCACCGCGCUCGCGCUCCCGCAGCAGACCAAGGGCGAGAUCCGACGCACCUUCGACGUCCUCCAAUCCCUCGCCCCAUGCAACUUCCUCGUAUUCGGUCUCGGCCACGACUCCCUCAUGUGGGACUCCUUCAACCCACGUGGCACCACCUUGUUCCUUGAGGAGGAUCCCAAGUGGACCCUCGCCGCCCUCCAACGCUUCCCCAUCAUACGCGCCCACACAGUGCGUUACCAGACGCGCCUCUCCGACGCCAAGACCCUCAUAACCUCUUACAAAAGGAAUUGUGGCGGCCCCACCUCAACCGGUCAUCCCUUAAAAGGUGACUGGCGGUGCGUGCUGGCACUCAGCAACCUGCCGAAUGACGUGUACGAUCGUGAUUGGGAUGUGAUCAUGAUCGACGGGCCGCGAGGGUAUUUUGCCGCCGCACCGGGGAGGAUGGCGGUGAUAUACUCAGCUGCCAUGAUGGCGCGUGGGAGGAGAAAUUCCGGUGUGACGCACGUGUUUCUUCAUGACGUGGAUAGGGAGAUUGAGAAACAUUAUGCUAGGGAAUUUUUGUGCAUGAAAUAUAGGGUUGGGGGUAUUAGGAAGCUUUGGCAUUUUGUUAUUCCACCCGUUGUUAAUGCUACUGAUAUUAGUCAUGGAUUUUGCUGA
Molecule: messenger RNA, 1308 nt
Organism: Vigna unguiculata (cowpea)
Lineage: Eukaryota; Viridiplantae; Streptophyta; Magnoliopsida; Fabales; Fabaceae
Product: arabinogalactan O-methyltransferase 1 pseudogene
Source: RefSeq, a predicted model, not a curated record